Choloepus didactylus (southern two-toed sloth) is the source of this 1107-nucleotide messenger RNA. RefSeq names its product phosphate-regulating neutral endopeptidase PHEX-like. Gene Ontology annotation, molecular function: metalloendopeptidase activity. NCBI's taxonomy places the organism in Eukaryota, Metazoa, Chordata, Mammalia, Pilosa, Megalonychidae. The record is from RefSeq and is a predicted model, not a curated record. The transcript has 13 exons. Gene Ontology annotation, cellular component: plasma membrane. Gene Ontology annotation, biological process: protein processing.
AUGCCCCCCAAAAGCCAGGUCAUCAGCAUGGAAGAAUUGAUCAAGGGUGUUCGCUGGGCCUUUAUUGACAUGCUGGAGAAAGAAAAUGAUUGGAUGGAUGCAGGGACCAAAAAGACAGCCAAAGAAAAGGCACAAGCUGUUUUGGCAAAAGUUGGCUAUCCCGAGUUUAUAAUGAAUGAUACGCAUGUUAAUGAAGACCUCAAGGCAGUAAGUUUUUCAGAAUCCGACUACUUUGGCAACGUCCUGCAAACCCGCAAGUACUUAGCACAGUCUGAUUUCUUCUGGCUAAGAAAACCUGUCCUAAAAACAGAUGGGGGGAUUGUUUCUGUUUUGAUAUGGCAACAAGAUACAGGAUAUGGGGACAGCUGGGAGAUGCCUGAGUCGGUUUGCUGUGGGACUGCUAGCAGACAGCACGGAAGGAUGAUCACAGUCACUCUGAUUAAAGAGAUGAGCUGUGAGUGGGGCAAGUCAAGGUUGGAUGAUCACUGGGAACUACCUGGAGGAUUUCCAGCAGGAGAGCUCCAGAAGCCUUUCUUUUGGGGAACAGAAUAUCCUCGAUCUCUGAGUUAUGGCGCUAUAGGGGUAAUUGUUGGACAUGAAUUUACACAUGGAUUUGAUAAUAAUGGUAGAAAAUAUGAUAAAAAUGGAAAACUGGAUCGUUGGUAGUCUACUGACUCAGAAGAAAAGUUCAAAGAAAAAACAAAGUGCAUGAUUAACCAGUAUAGCGGCUAUCACUGGAAGAAAGCAGGCCUAAAUGUUAAGGGGAAGAGGACCCUGGGAGAAAAUAUUGCCGAUAAUGGAGGUCUGCGGGAAGCUUUUCGGGCUUACAGGAAAUGGAUAAGUGACAAAAGGCAGGGAGUGGAGGAGCCUCUCCUACCAGGCAUCUCAUUCACCAACAACCAGCUCUUCUUCCUGAGUUAUGCUCAUGUGAGAUGUAAUUCCUACAGACAAGAAGCUGCCCGAGAACAAGUCCAUAUUGGUGCUCACAGCCCUCCUCAGUUUAGAGUUAACGGUGCCGUUAGCAACUUUGAAGAAUUCCAGAAAGCUUUUAACUGUCCACCCAAUGCCACGAUGAACAGAGGUACGGACUCCUGCCGACUCUGGUAG